AUGGCCCAAGCACCUGGGGCCAACCUGGCCGGCUGGGAGAACGGCCAGGGGACCGGCAGGGCCUGGGGGGGUCAGAGGCCCUUCCCCUCUCAGGUGUCCCCGGAGCCCAUUCUCGCUGCAAAGAAGCCCCAUCCAGAAAGCACUUCGGCGGGGGACGAGCUUGACCCGUCAUCCUCCGCUCCAUAUAGCGUCCACAUCAACGUGUUCCUUCCCGACAGCGCUCACCUGCGUUCGGGCUUCUCCGGAGCUCCCAAGGCCUUGGCAGGCUUCUCCCAGAUCAAAGGCGAGCCCAGCACCGGCUCGGUGCAGGCCUGCCCGGCAGUUGUUCCUUCCCUGCCAACCCUGCCAGAUUUCACCGGCGUCUUCAGUGUGCCACCAGCCAUGGCUGUGAGCAACGUCUCCAUUAAGCCGAAGCUGUCUGGAGAGAUGCCCGUGGCUGCUGGCGGGCAGCCAACCGUGGCGCGCCAGAUACCCGUGGCUGGGGCUGGCGUGGGCGUCAGCGUCUCCAUGGCCAUGCCGUUAGCGAGCAACGCCACAGCCUUCGGUGGCCUGAAUGGCAUCACCAUAGCAGCAGAUAGUUCCCUGAUGGGGUUGCUUCAGCAGCCUUCGAGGCAGAAGAAGGAAGAGAGAGCUCUUGCCAGUGACCUCCAAAUACAAGAGGCCGUCAGCUCUUCCGAGCAGUUCUGCCCGGCUCCGAGGAUCACAGGGUCACCAUCACCCUCGAGUGCCCACCUUUCUCCAAACCAGCCUCCCCUGUGUGCUGAGACAGCCUUUGGACUGAAGUUCAUACAGGCCCCCCACAUCGCCACGUUCCCUGCUGGCCUGGCCACCUUCUCUCAGGGGCAGCUCAUCAUCCACGCCACCAAACUGAGCCCGAAUCCCGGGCACAACCCGGAACUGGACAAGAAGCGCGUCCAUCGCUGCGACUAUCCAGGUUGUGUCAAAGUUUAUACCAAGAGUUCUCACCUGAAGGCCCACCAGAGGACCCAUACCGGUGAAAAACCAUACAAGUGCUCCUGGGAAGGCUGUAACUGGUGCUUUGCCCGCUCUGAUGAACUCACCCGUCACUACCGCAAGCAUACCGGAGUCAAGCCCUUCAGAUGUACCAUCUGUGACCGCUGCUUCUCCCGCUCAGACCACCUGUCCCUCCACAUUAAGCGCCACCAGAACUAAGGGUGUCGCCUCCACACCUUGUACGCCGGAGGGGCCUCUGCCCACCCUUCAUCUUCCCCUUCCCGUUUCUUUAGUAUGGGGGUAGUAGCUCCUUCUCUUCCUCAGCUUAGCUUAGCUGGUGGGGUGGGUGCCCGCAGGGAGAAGCUCCCAUCCCCCUCUUCGGGUUCUGCCUUGCCACGCAGCCAUGU
This is a messenger RNA of Gracilinanus agilis (Agile Gracile Mouse Opossum), 1361 nucleotides long. Its product is annotated as Krueppel-like factor 5. NCBI's taxonomy places the organism in Eukaryota, Metazoa, Chordata, Mammalia, Didelphimorphia, Didelphidae. Gene Ontology annotation, molecular function: DNA-binding transcription factor activity, RNA polymerase II-specific; RNA polymerase II cis-regulatory region sequence-specific DNA binding. Gene Ontology annotation, biological process: regulation of transcription by RNA polymerase II. The transcript has 4 exons. Bases 1 to 1173 code for a protein of 390 amino acids. The record is from RefSeq and is a predicted model, not a curated record.